This is a messenger RNA of Penicillium longicatenatum, 975 nucleotides long. Its product is annotated as thioesterase family protein. The record is from RefSeq and is a predicted model, not a curated record. Gene Ontology annotation, molecular function: fatty acyl-CoA hydrolase activity. Bases 1 to 975 code for a protein of 324 amino acids. Lineage: Eukaryota; Fungi; Ascomycota; Eurotiomycetes; Eurotiales; Aspergillaceae. The transcript is spliced from 4 exons.
AUGAUACCCCGAUCGACCCUCUCGAGGCAGCUGCCUCGACCAGUUAAUUUUACUUCCAAACGUCGUUUUCUCUCAGCGAGCACGGUGCACAAUGCCCAAGCCCCGACUCCCGAGAACCCAUCCGCUCGUCCGCACGCAAUCGACCCCCGAUGGCUCACAAUGAUGAAAAGGCGAAUCGGCAGAUGCAUGAUGUUCGGCCUAAAGCCAGUCCAGAUUAAUGAAGGUGGCCAGAUUCUUCAGCAAUUGGCGAGAGACUGGCGUGAAUUGCUCGCAGGGAGCGAGGGGUUCUUGACCGAUGAGAAGCGUCGAAGCCUGUUUCGGCAUAAUGUUGUGUGGGGUGAACAGGAUGUCAUGGUAAGCUUAUGCUCUUUGCCCAUCGCAUUCUAUGCGCCUCGGUUGGCGUCGGCUUUGAAUCAUACUAACAUAUUCCUAGGGACUCUGGCAGGACAUGUCAACAACGUCACAUAUGUCAGAUACGCCGAGACCGCUCGAGUAAAUUGGACACGCAACAUCGGCAUUCACAUCGAUCCUGAGCACAGGAAGGAAUGGCUAAACAUGGUCAACUCCACAGGGAUUGGGCUAAUACUGCGAAGUAUCAAGAUUGACUAUAAGUUUCCCAUGAAGUCUCCUGAUAAGAUCACGGUUUACCAAAAGCUUGUACAUGACCCUGCUUCGCCGCUUUCGCCGCAAUCUGGAUUUGAGCUGCAUGUUAUGAUCUUAUCUGAAGCACGCCAACGGCCCGCAGCUCGUUGCCAUGAGGAAAGCGUCAUAUAUGACUAUCAAAAGAACCGGAAGACUCCUCAACUUCCGCCAUUUAUUUUCAAACAAUUCAAAACGAUCUGGGAGCUGCAAGAGAAAUCAAAAUUGGAAUGGCAGCAGCGGAUUUUGGAUAUUGAAAGUCGAGUCCGGACUCUUGAAGUUGAGAGCUGGGACCGAGCUGAUGCAGUAGAGGACACCGGUUCUGCAAAACAAUAG